Lodderomyces beijingensis is the source of this 2958-nucleotide messenger RNA. NCBI's taxonomy places the organism in Eukaryota, Fungi, Ascomycota, Pichiomycetes, Serinales, Debaryomycetaceae. The record is from the annotation of a GenBank genome assembly.
AUGGCACCUGUUCAGGAACAAGCAAAAGAGCAGCAUGGUGAGUCCAAGUCUUCUCUGGCAAAGGAAGUUGCAGCCAAAAAAGCGGAAAAGGAAGAAGAGUUGUCUGAAGAAGACCAGCAAUUGAAGGACGAGUUGGAGCUUUUAGUGGAAAGAUUGAAUGAGCCGGACCAGAGCGAAGAUGCCUACAACAAGUCCCUUGAAGCGUUAAAGACGUUUAUCCAGGAGUCAACAACGUCAAUGACUGCCGUGCCCAAGCCGUUAAAGUUCUUGAGGCCCCAUUAUCCCACGUUGACGGCCUUAUACGACCAAUGGCUGCAAAAAUACCAGGCAAAGAAUCCAAUUGUUACAAAAUUGGCUGACGUGUUGUCGGUGUUGGCCAUGACCUAUUCCAACGAGAACCAGAAGGAUUCGUUGAAAUAUAGGCUAUUGUCUGGCAACGAUACUAUAGCCGAUUGGGGCCACGAGUACAUCCGCCACUUGGCUUUGGAGAUUGGCGACGUGUAUCAGGAAAACUUGGGCGUCAAUGAAGACUUGGUGGCACAAGUAGUCAAGCUCGCGUUAAAGAUUGUUCCGUUUUUCUUGAAACACAACGCCGAGGCUGAUGCCGUUGACUUGCUUUUGGAAAUCGAGUCUAUUGACAAGUUGCUGCAGUUUGUUGAUGAAAACACAUACGCUAGAGCAUGUCUAUAUGUCACCAGCGUGGUCCCUUAUUUGGCACCACCUGAUGACUUGUCAUUCUUAAACACAGCAUACGCCAUCUAUUUAGCACAUGGUCAAUUGACCCAAGCACUAACUAUAGCCAUCAAGCUCGACGACAACCGGUUGAUUCAGCAAACGUUUGACUCGACAAAGGACGAUUUGAUCCACAAACAAUUGGGGUUCAUUUUGUCACAGCAGAACAGCAGUUUCAAAUUGCCCGAGGAAAAUAAUAAUUCAUCUGAAGUUCAGGAAACGAUUAGCAACGUCAAAUUGGCCGAGUAUUUCGCAUACCUCAGUAAAGAGUUGAACUUGUUGGACCCAAAAGUGCCCGAAGAUAUCUACAAGUCCCACUUGGAAAACUCCAAAUUUGGAUUGGGCACUUCAGGAUCUAUCGACUCGGCUAAGCAAAACUUGGCAGCUGCUUUUGUCAAUGCCUUUAUCAACCUUGGCUUUGGCAAAGAUAAUCUUAUCCAGACUGAGGAAGAUAACAAAUCGUGGAUUUAUAGAACCAAGGGGAAAGGCAUGGUUUCCACGACUGCCUCGCUUGGAUCUCUUCACCAAUGGAACGUCAACGAGGGUUUGCAAGUUUUGGAUAAAUUUACUUACUCGGACGACCCCGAGGUCAAGGCGGGUGCUUUGUUAGGUACCGGUAUCGUUUCUGCAAACGUUCACGAUGAUGUCGACGCUGCGCUCGCCUUGCUUCAAGAAUACGUCAAUGACCCAAACAAGCUUUACCAAACCUCGGCCAUCACUGGGUUGGGUAUCGCAUUUGCCGGGUCCGCUAAUGAAGAAGUCUUGAACUUGUUGCUCCCAUUGGUGUCCGACUUGGACGCCUCAUUAGAAGUCUCGUGUCUUGCAGCAUUGGCAUUGGGCCAUGCCUUUGUCGGGUCCUGUCAUGGCGACAUUACUUCCACAAUUUUGCAAACGUUAUUGGAAAGAGACUUUACUCAGUUGACCAACAAAUUCAUCAAGUUCAUGGCCUUGGGCUUGGGUCUCUUGUACAUGGGCAAAACGGAACAAGUUGAGGAUGUUUUGGAAACCAUUGACGCCAUUGAACACUCGAUAAGCAAGACGUUGAAAGUGUUGGUGAAUAUCUGUGCUUACGCGGGAACAGGAAACGUUUUGCAAAUACAAGCCUUGUUGCAGAUGUGCUCAUCAAAACCAAAAAGUCAAUUGGAGGAAGAAAAAAAAUUGGCACAAUCGGAAGAAGAUCAGCAAAAGGCUGCAGCUGCAGCCAAGAAUGAAGGUGACGUUGAAAUGACCGACGCGGAAAAAGACGAUAAGCCUGAAGGCGAAGGAGAAGGUGACCGGACCACGACCAGCAAUACCACUGCCACUGGUGAAGACACUGAAGGCGAUGCAAAGAAUACUAAUAAUGAUAAUAAUAAUAACGAUGAUGAGGAGGAUGAAGAAGAUGAUGAGGAGGAGAUGGACGCAGACGAGGAGUUGUAUCAAGGCAUAGCCGUGCUAGGCUUGGCGUGUAUUGCCAUGGGCGAAGACAUUGGUCAAGAUAUGUCAUUGCGCCACUUUAGUCAUUUGAUGCACUAUGGUAACUCCUUGAUUCGUCGAUCUGUGCCAUUGGCUAUGGGUUUGGUUUCAGUGUCAAACCCUCAGAUGAAGGUUUUCGAAACAUUAUCUAGAUAUUCACACGACCCCGAUUUGGAAGUUGCCCAAAAUGCCAUUUACUCGAUGGGGCUCGUGGGUGCAGGUACAAACAACGCCAGGUUGGCGCAGUUAUUGAGGCAGUUGGCUUCAUACUAUAUUAAAUCGUCAGACUCCUUAUUUACGGUGAGAAUUGCCCAAGGGUUAUUACACUUGGGUAAGGGGACAUUAACCUUGUCGCCAUAUAAUUUGGAAAGGACUGUGUUAUCCAAGACUUCCUUAGCUGCGUUGUUGACAGUAUCAGUUGCAUUGUUGGAUCCAAAGGCGUUUAUUUUGAACGAUUCCACUACGGAAACAUCCCACGAACUAUUGUAUUACUUGACUCCCGCGGUGAAGCCAAGAAUGUUGGUGGCAGUGGAUGAAAAACUAGAGCCUUUGAAAGUGAAUGUACGGGUGGGCCAAGCCGUUGAUGUUGUUGGCCAAGCAGGUAAACCCAAGACCAUCACCGGAUGGGUGACACAAUCCACGCCCGUGUUGUUGAACCACGGCGAGCGCGCAGAAUUAGAGAAUAGCGAAGAAUGGAUCACUUUAAGCAACGCAUUAGAAGGAAUCGUGAUAUUUAAGAAGAACCCCGAGUUUAUGGAUAUAGAUUCAUAG